AUAGCAACAGAUCAAUUCAGCUUGUCCAUCACCCCUUCCCUCACCGACCCGUCACACAGCACCUUCCUCGUGCUGUCUCUUUCCCCCGUACGUGCGGUACUCGACGCGGUUGAGCGCUGACAAGCUGACGUUGAGCUUCACGGCGUAGGGAAAGAACAAGUGAAGAAGGGCAGGGCACCAUGGCCGACUCCCUCGCCCACCAGGCGUAUGGCAAGACGCGGAUAGAAUGGCUGUCGAACCUCAACACCGAGUACAAGCCACCCACCGCCUUCCGCCGCACGAGCAUCAUCUGCACCAUUGGCCCCAAGACGAACUCGGCCGAGAAGAUCAACAUGCUCCGCCGCGCCGGCCUCAACGUCGUGCGCAUGAACUUCUCCCACGGCAGCUACGAGUACCACCAGUCCGUCAUCGACAACGCGCGUGAGGCCGAGAAGGCGCAACCCGGCCGCCCCGUCGCCAUCGCCCUCGACACCAAGGGCCCCGAGAUCCGCACCGGCAACACCCCCGGCGACGAGGACAUCCCCAUCUCCGCCGGCACCGAGCUGAACAUCACCACCGACGACAAGUACGCCACCGCCAGCGACAACAAGAACAUGUACGUCGACUACAAGAACAUCACCAAGGUGAUCGAGAAGGGGCGGACCAUCUACGUCGACGACGGCGUGUUGGCGUUCGAAGUCGUGGAUGUCGUCGACGACAAGACCAUCCGCGCCCGCGCCGUCAACAACGGCAAGAUCUGCAGCAAAAAGGGCGUCAACCUGCCCAAGACCGACGUCGACCUCCCCGCCCUGUCGGAAAAGGACAAGGCCGACCUCCGCUUCGGCGUGAAGAACAACGUCGACAUGGUCUUCGCCUCCUUCAUCCGCCGCAAGGAAGACAUCCUGCACAUCCGCGACGUGCUCGGCGAGGAAGGGAAGGACAUCCAGAUCAUCGCCAAGAUCGAGAACCAACAGGGCGUCAACAACUUCGACGAGAUCCUGAAAGUGACCGACGGGGUGAUGGUUGCGAGAGGGGAUUUGGGCAUCGAGAUCCCGCCGGCGCAGGUGUUCAUCGCGCAGAAGAUGAUGAUCACCAAGUGCAACAUCGCCGGCAAACCCGUCAUCUGCGCCACGCAGAUGCUGGAGAGUAUGACGUACAACCCGCGCCCGACGCGGGCGGAAGUCAGUGACGUCGGCAAUGCCGUCCUCGACGGCGCGGACUGCGUCAUGUUGUCCGGCGAGACGGCCAAGGGCAACUAUCCGCGAGAGGCGGUGACGAUGAUGCACGAGACGUGCUUGUUGGCCGAGGUCGCCAUCCCCUACGUCAACGCCUUCGACGAGUUGAGGAGUCUCACCCCGCGACCGGUGCCGACGACGGAGACGUGCGCCAUGGCGGCCGUGUCGGCGAGCUUGGAGCAGAAUGCCGGUGCCAUCCUCUGCCUGACCACUUCCGGCAACACCGCCCGCCUAAUCUCCAAAUACCGCCCCGUCUGCCCCAUCAUCAUGGUCACGCGCAACGCGCGCGCCUCCCGCUACUCGCACCUGUACCGCGGCGUCUACCCCUUCCACUACCCGCAACCCAAACCGGACUUCCAGAAGAGCCCGUGGCAGGAGGAUGUGGACAACCGGCUCAAGUGGGGGAUCAUGCACGCGAUUGAGUUGGGCGUGCUGCAGAAGGGCGCCGCGGUGGUGUGCGUGCAGGGGUGGCGGGGCGGCAUGGGGCAUACGAAUACCCUGCGUGUCGUGCCGGCGGAAGAGGAUUUGGGGUUGGAUUUGAGUGCGUGAGCCAACAAAUCAACGCGGAGGUGUAGGGAACCCGGGGGGGGAGUAAGUGGAGGGAGGGGUGGGUCGGUGGGUGGGUGUGGCAUGCUGACGGCCAAGGCCCCCGAGAUGUGAUAGAUGCGACGCUUUGAUUCGUAGCUUGGUGAUUGCGUGAGGGUUUAUGAUGGGAGAGCGAGCGAGCGAGCGAGCGAAGCACAAAAAAGGCGCGGCAUAGAUACUCUCCUAUAGUGCAGUCAUGAUGAUGUUAUCCGGAAAAUACAAGAUAUGCCUA
Molecule: messenger RNA, 2031 nt
Organism: Baudoinia panamericana UAMH 10762
Lineage: Eukaryota; Fungi; Ascomycota; Dothideomycetes; Mycosphaerellales; Teratosphaeriaceae
Exons: 3
Coding region: 180-1763 (527 amino acids)
Biological process (GO): glycolytic process
Cellular component (GO): cytoplasm
Molecular function (GO): potassium ion binding; magnesium ion binding; pyruvate kinase activity
Source: RefSeq, a predicted model, not a curated record